Pieris macdunnoughi is the source of this 1644-nucleotide messenger RNA. NCBI's taxonomy places the organism in Eukaryota, Metazoa, Arthropoda, Insecta, Lepidoptera, Pieridae. The record is from the annotation of a GenBank genome assembly.
AUGGGAGAGCAAGACACGGACGGAGUGGAAGCGUUACUGGCGGCGCUGGGCCCCUUCGGCUGGUGGCAGCGCGGCGCUGUGCUGAUGCUGCUACUGCCCAACUUGUUGGCGCCGAUGUACUCCCUCAAUUACGUCUUCGUCGCUGACCGCGUGCCCUUCAGGUGCCUGGUGCCAGAAUGCGAGGAGGCGCACAGCGCGCAGUUCGAUAACACCACCGCGUCUCGGCUCGUGCAGACCGACGCCUGCCGCCGCCCGGGACCUCGCCGCCCCGGCGCCCAAACCUGCGACCCCACCGACUUCGAUGCUGACGACAGCCUGCCUUGUGAACAGUUCCUCUAUCAAAAUCCAGAUACAGUAUUCGCCGAGUUCGACCUGGCGUGCCGCGAGUGGCGGCGAACCUUGAUAGGCACAGUGCGCAACGCGGCGCUGCCGCUCGCGCUGCUGCUCACGGGCUACGUCUCAGACGGGUGGGGUCGUCGCACGGCGUUCUGCGUGUUCGGGGCGUUCGCAGGAGUGCUCGGACUCGUGAAGUCUCUGGCGCCGAACUACAAUACGUACAUAGCGCUCGAGUUCUUCGAGGCGGCACUCGGCUACGGGUUCAACAGCGCCGCGUACGUAAUAAUGGUGGAGCUCGCCAGACCGUCCCUUCGGGCUGUGUUCGCUUGCGCAACAGGCGUGGCAUACGGGCUAGGUGGUAUUCUUUUCGCGGAGACGGCAAGGCGCAUCCCACAAUGGCGCAGUCUGCUGCGCGUCGUGCACUCUCCCGCACUGGUGCUGCCCGCCUACUGGCUUUUAUUGGACGAAAGCGUACGCUGGCUGCAUGCGGCCGGUCGUGUUGAUGAAGCGGCCGCCGUCGUCAGGAAAGCUGCUCGAUGGAAUAAGGUUGUUAUAGAUGAAAGUUUUAUUAACGAGUCGUUGACGUCGUCGGGGAUCACGGGCCGGACGAGCGUGUGGAUCGCAAUAGGACAGGUGGCGCGAUCUCGUGCGUUGGUCCUUCGUCUCAUGGCGUGUUGCAGUUGCUGGUUAAUGGCCGCCUUCAUCUACUACGGCCUCACCAUAAAUUCUAUCGCACUCGCCGGAAACAAAUACACUAAUUUUGCGCUGAACAUGGCCAUGGAGAUCGCCGCAUCACUACUCAUCAUGAUGUCCCUGGAACGCAUCGGGCGAAAGAUAACGAUUUCCGUCGCUUUUUCGCUGUGCGGCUUUGCCGCUGUCAUCCCGUUCUUUGUUGGUCCGGGGAUGACCCAAAGAGUGAUGUACUUCGUGGGCAAGCUGGCGAUCACGUUCGCGUUCAACUCGCUUUACGUGUUCACGGCGGAGCUAUUCCCGACGGACGCUCGCUCGUCUUCUUUGGCGGCCGCGUCGCUCGUGGGUCGAAUCGGCUCAGUGCUAGCGCCGCAGACACCACUGCUCAGUGCGAACGCUCAGGCCGCGGCAUACGGCGGGGCGGCGGCUGUCGGAGCACUAGCAGCGGCCCUGAUGCCGGAGACGCGACGCACUCCUCUGCCGCAGCGCGCUCGCGACGCCGAGGAACUGCGGCGCUACCCUCCCCCGCCCAUCCCGAUGCGCCCCCCUCUGCGCAGCGUCGCACCCCACGCACCUCCCGGCCCUGCGCUUACCAGGAUAAUCUCCCUGAGUGUUUGA